CGAAGAAUUUAUCUUGAUGGAUGCUUUUUUCGAGUGGACAAUUACAUGUUCUAUGACCAGUAUUUAGGUCCAGAAGACAGGCAUGUAUGCGGAAACAGGACGACAAAGGGUGCAUUGUUCCAACAGAAUGCUAGGCUAGCCAUUCAGCAAGCAGUUGCAAAUGCACCGAGUAAUGACGGCUAUGCGCGUGCCGAAGUGUCAGUACACGGUCCUUCCAACGAGACAGCUUAUGUUCUCGCUGAUUGUUGGAAGACACUAAGCGCGAAUUCCUGUGCAGCGUGUUUGCAAAAUGCAUCUGCAUCUAUGUUGGGAUGCUUACCUUGGUCAGAAGGUAGAGCCCUUUACACUGGAUGCUUCAUGAGAUAUUCUGAUACAAAUUUUCUCAAUGAUACUUCUACCAGUGGAGGUUCGUCAUCAAGGGGAAAAGUUGUAGUCAUUGUCAUAGUUGUUGUAAUUAGUUCCGUUGUCGUUUUGGGAGCAGGUGCGUUCGUUGGUUUUGGUGUUUGGAAGAACAAACAAAUCCAGAAGAAGAGAAAAGGUGCAAAUGAUGUUGAGAAAUUAGUGAAGAUCCUUCAUCAAAACAGCUUGAACUUCAAGUAUUCGACACUUGACAAAGCCACGGGGUCAUUUGAUGAGGCCAACAAGAUCGGGCAAGGUGGAUUUGGCACAGUUUAUAAGGGUGUUUUGGCAGACGGAAGAGAGAUCACCAUCAAAAGGCUGUUCUUCAACAACAAACACAGAGCUGCAGAUUUUUAUAACGAGGUUAACAUAAUCAGUAGUGUCCAGCACAAAAAUUUGACACGGUUAUUGGGAUGCAGCUGUUCAGGACCGGAAAGCCUUCUUGUAUACGAGUUACUCCUUAACCAGAGUCUUGAUCGCUUCAUAUUUGACCCUAUCAAAGGUAAAGCUCUAAAUUGGGAGAAAAGAUUUGAGAUAAUUAUAGGGACAGCAGAAGGAAUGGUAUACCUACACGAGAACACAAAUACACGAAUUAUUCACAGAGACAUUAAGGCAAGCAACAUCCUGUUGGACUCGAGGCUCCGUGCAAAGAUUGCUGAUUUUGGUUUGGCCAGGUCAUUCCAAGAAGACAAGAGUCACAUAAGCACUGCCAUUGCUGGCACAUUAGGAUAUAUGGCUCCAGAAUACUUAGCACACGGUCAGCUAACAGAAAAGGCAGACGUCUACAGCUUUGGAGUUCUUGUUACUGGAAGUCAAAAUAACAAGAGAAAAAACGCCGAAUAUGCAGUCAGCUUAGUUUCCAAUGCGUGGGAGCACUUUCAAUGCGGGAUAGUGGAGGAACUCUUCGAUCCCAAUCUCAUGUUGCAUAACUACCAUACAAUUAAUGUGAAAAAUGAGGUUGCAAGAGUGUUACAUGUGGGACUUUUGUGCACUCAAGAGAUUCCAUCAUUACGGCCAUCCAUGUCUAAGGCAUUACAAAUGUUCGUCAAGAAAGACGAAAAGUUGCCUUCUCCUACUAAGCCGCCAUUCGUGGAUGAGAAAACCAUGGAACUUCAUGACCCUUGCGAGAUGUACUCGCUUAAACAAGGCGAUUCUGCUACGACUGCUGACUUAUCUCACAGUUCAUUUUACCCCAGAUGAUGACAUCCCAUUGCCCUGAAACUGAAGUGUAAAAUUGGCCUCAACUGGCAACUAAACACUCCAACUUUGCCUAUGCACAUCUAGACACCUCAUUUCUAAAAGUAGGGGGGGGGGAUUGAAUUAUUUUUGUAGUUUGUCUAUAUAAAAUUAUGAGUUUGAUUUAAUGUGGAUCUGAGGCCUCAUUUGUUUUCAUUAAGAUUUAGACGUUUGAAUCUGA
This is a messenger RNA of Solanum tuberosum (potato), 1816 nucleotides long. Its product is annotated as cysteine-rich receptor-like protein kinase 2. The annotation marks the transcript as partial. Gene Ontology annotation, biological process: protein phosphorylation. The transcript is spliced from 7 exons. Gene Ontology annotation, molecular function: ATP binding; protein kinase activity. The record is from RefSeq and is a predicted model, not a curated record. Lineage: Eukaryota; Viridiplantae; Streptophyta; Magnoliopsida; Solanales; Solanaceae.